UACUCUGUCUUUAUAAGAUUUCUUAGUAAGGGUUUAACGUUUUGUUGUUUCCUAACCAAAAGAUGUAAUUGUGUUUAAUUAGCUAAGAAUGAGAAACAUGACAAACAAGAACGCUGUAUUAUAAGGGGAUCAUUAGACAUCGUCAUACAUUUAUUUACCAUAUAUCAUUAUCAUAAUCAUCAGCCAUAGCAGCUACAGCAGCACUAGCAACAUUCGUCGUCUUGCUCGUCAUCUCCGUCGUUGUCGUUACAGAAGCAAUUAAAUUAAUUAUCUCAUGCUCAUGAUGACGACGAGAAAGUGCCAUCGGCCAUAUAUUUACGACUAUGGAAAGUCUUAUCUCGGCGACAAGUUGUUAUCACUCAGACCACCUCCGGUCGCACAAGACUUACUAAUAAGAGUCCAUAAUGGCAGCAUUGUAUCUUUUCGUUGUAUUGUGCUCCGCAAUUGUACGCCUUAAAGUGAAUGCUGACGUCACUAUCGAGGAACGUCUGCAGCGUCUAGAGUCACGUGACCGCAUUUUGGAAGACCGGAACCGGAAUUUGGAGCUUGAAAUCGAGGCCGAGAGGAAGGCGAGACUGCAGCUCGAAACGAAGAUAAAAGUUCAGGAGAAGAUAUGGGCGGAUGUCAUACAUCAACUAAGUGAAGAAAGUGGUCCUGUAAGAGGUGCCCACCGGCGACAGCUCGCCGAAGGUACGGAAGUCGCGUUCUUCGCGGAGGUGAGCCACAAUGUCGACCAUCUUGGUAAAGGCCAGGCGAUUAUCUUCGAUAAGGUGAUGACCAACAUCGAUAGUACCGGCUCCACGGGCGGCUACCAUGGCGCUUCCGGUGUGUUCACGGCGCCACUCGCGGGCCUGUACGUGUUUUCCGCCACCGUCAUGAGCAACUACAAUCACUCGUUCCACGCCGUGAUAUACAAGGAGCAGACCCCGCUCUCCACUAUGUGGAUUCAUGGUGGCGCCAAAAGUCAUGACAGCUCCUCCAAUACGGUGGUAGUGUCGCUGGCGCAAGGCGAGGAGGUGACCGUACGCCACAUAGACACUGAUCACGGUGUUGCCGGCGCUUACUACGGAGGACAGUCGAUUUUCUGUGGGUUUCUGCUCAUGGAACAUUUCCCGGGUUCUCCUGUUGUUGGUUGACUGGUUGAUUGGUUGAAUUAAAGUUUAAAAAACGG
Messenger RNA from Mya arenaria, 1171 nucleotides. RefSeq names its product complement C1q-like protein 4. The record is from RefSeq and is a predicted model, not a curated record. Gene Ontology annotation, molecular function: protein binding. Bases 405 to 1136 code for a protein of 243 amino acids. Lineage: Eukaryota; Metazoa; Mollusca; Bivalvia; Myida; Myidae. The transcript is spliced from 2 exons.